AUGGAGUCAUCAAAGCCGCCAAGAAUAAAAAACGAUGGGCAUCAGUCAUUUGUUAGUGGUAGCACUGUUGAGCAACAACAGUAUGCUCGACAUUUUGCUAAUCAAAUUGUACCAGAUAUUGAUGUAAUGAUUGUAGAAGGUUGUAUUCAUAAUCCACAAACCAUAAUGCCAACAUCUGUACCAGGUUUUGUUCAAAUUCAAUUUGAUGGUGUUGAACGUUUAGGCGGAUUAUCUUUAUUUGAAGUAAAAUAUAACUCGGAUGGUAUAGCAUGUUUAAAUGGUUUAAAAAUGAAACAAAAUCUAACAAAAACAGAAGAAUCCCACAUGGUGGCACUAAAUGCAGCGACAAUCACUGGUGAAACUAAUUCGGAAUCUGCAAGUGCAGCUAGAACAGUAGUUACGAAUACAAUCAAUAUUGACCAAAUAUUUAUGGAAAUAUUAGAUGUAAUUGAAAUACAACAACAAGCGUUCAAUUUUGUGGAAAUGAAAAACAAAUAUAAGUUAUUUGGUCCAAAACUUCAAGAAUUUACAUUAACAAAAGUAUUUCCAGUUUAUGAACCAGUGAUUGAAAAGGGUGAUGAAUAUCAUCAUCAUCAUCAUCAUCAUUCGGCUGCGAACAGUCUGGGUUUGCAGGCGACAAUAAUCUUAGACCAAUUCUCUCUGUUGGCGGCAGCUUUUCUCAUUUCGUCGACCGAUGGCUGA
Molecule: messenger RNA, 702 nt
Organism: Didymodactylos carnosus
Lineage: Eukaryota; Metazoa; Rotifera; Eurotatoria; Philodinida; Philodinidae
Source: the annotation of a GenBank genome assembly